This is a messenger RNA of Manihot esculenta (cassava), 1694 nucleotides long. RefSeq names its product probable glutathione S-transferase. NCBI's taxonomy places the organism in Eukaryota, Viridiplantae, Streptophyta, Magnoliopsida, Malpighiales, Euphorbiaceae. Bases 790 to 1563 code for a protein of 257 amino acids. The record is from RefSeq and is a predicted model, not a curated record. The transcript has 2 exons. Gene Ontology annotation, molecular function: glutathione transferase activity. Gene Ontology annotation, cellular component: cytoplasm. Gene Ontology annotation, biological process: glutathione metabolic process.
GAAAACUAGGAUGUGCUUGAUUGUGCUUCACAAUAAAUUUGUGAGAUAUUGUUCAUGUUAAUUGAAGAAAUCAUGGCCUAAGUCUCUAAAGGAUGCUCUAGAAGCAUAUGUUUGAGUAUCAGGAAGUCAUGAUAUAGUCAAAAUUCUGCUAGGAUUGAGUUAGGAUGGGCUUUACAGUAUAUGGAAGACCGACUUUUUUUUUUUUCCGACUAUAUUGAAAUUUGACAUCUCUCUGCCCCCGAGAUGACUCUAGUUCUAAUGACCCAAAGCCCAUUGGUCCUAAAAGGGAGUGCAAUAUAAGAACUUCUUAAAGAGGUCACGAUUUUAUUACUUGCCCAAACAUGUUUAACUUCAAAAUUUUGUUAUGGAUUAAAAAUUUUCCUAUAACCCACCUGCUAAGAAAGGAUAUGUUGAAGCUAUUCCAUCAAGUGGGUUGAGGUCGAUUAUCUAAAAAAAGAGUGAUUAAUAUAAUGAAUUAAUUAUAAAAUUUGGAGGCUCUGUAAUUCUCUAAAGCCAUAGACUAUGCAGUGUGCUGUUUGAAUAUCAAAAAAUUUCUUCAACUGCUGAGUAGGCUCUCUCUUCUCAACAAGAUGGUAUGGAGACCUAUGUGUCUGUUUUGCACAAGUACAUGGUCAGUGCCGUGGGGAAGUUGCAUUGAUAAUAACCUAACGCCUCCAUUUUAAAUUUCUGUUCAAACGUACUCUUUUUCUCGUCAACCAAGCCUCCAUUUUAGACUGUCAAAGCCAUCAGCAAUCCACUAGACAGUCAAAGUAGUCUAUCAGAAGGAAAAUGAAUAUGAUUCUUCCAACCAAAGCUCCUAGACACAAGUAUAAAAUUGAGGUUGGCAAGGGAGAGAGGAGAAGAACAAACAUCUGCUUCCACAAAAUGGAAGCAGUCAAGCUACUGGGAGCUUGGCCAAGUCCCUUUAGUUACAGAGUCAUUUGGGCUCUGAAACUCAAGGGAGUGAGCUAUGAAUACAUUGAUGAGAAUAUCUUUAACAAAAGUGAGAUGCUUCUACGGUACAACCCAGUUCACAAGAAGAUUCCUGUGUUGGUUCAUGGUGGGAAGCCGGUGGCUGAGUCCAUUGUCAUUCUUGAGUACAUAGAAGAUACUUGGCCUCAGAAUCCCUUGCUCCCAGAAGACCCUCAUGAGAGAGCAAUGGCUAGAUUCUGGACCAAGUUUGAAGAGGACAAGACCCCAACUUUCUUUGCUUUCUUUCGAACUGUGGGAGAGGAGCAAGAGAAGGCUGUAAAAGAAGCAAAAGAACUGCUGGAAAUCGUGGAAGAGAAUGCUCUUGGGGAUAAGAAAUUUUUUGGUGGUGACAAGAUUGGAUUGGCUGAUAUAGCAUUUGGAUGGAUAGCUGGCUGGCUUGAAGUCAUGCAAAAAGCAGUCGGUGUAGAGUUACUGGAAGCUGACAGGUUCCCUCGUUUACAAGCUUGGAUGAAGAAUUUCAGGGAAGUUCCUGUCAUCAAGCAAAACCUUCCUGACUAUGAUGGAAUGCUAGCUUAUUUCAGAUGUCGACGAGAAAUGUUUAUCGCAUCAGCAAGAUCACAUACAAUGUGAUUAUUUCACAAACAAAUUAAUCUUUUAUCAUCUCGAUGGGUAAAAUGCAUGUGGGAUAGAAUCACUCUCAAUAUGAGACAAUGACUUCUAUGUGUUUGAUAAAAUUCUAAUAUAACUAUUCGUUGUGAUUA